UUCUGGACAUAAAUAGGUUUUUCGAUUCGGGAUUAGUUGGUGUUUUGGAUAAUUGAACAUAAUGCGGAAAUUUACGAUUCAUCAGGAUAAAGAAAAUAUCCCUGUUUCUGCAAUAAAGUGUCCGUGUCCUGCAACAAGAAAAUGUGUUCCACAGUGUGUGAGAAAACCUACAGGAAAAGGGAAUGCCCUCCAAGAAUUAUCAACCAAUACUCGGAAACCUCCAUCUAGCUCACAGCAAUAUUCAACCAGUUCCUCGAUAACUGGCUCAAAACUAGGGACCUUAACAUGUUAUCAGUCAGAUUUCAAUUCUCUCGCAAAACGGGAAAUGAUGAACAUCUUACACGAAGAGAAGAAACGCUUGAGUGUGCCUGCCGAAUAUAAUCGAACAAAGCCAAGAUCUGCAGGUGAUGUAACGCAUGGUACCAAAUUUCGAUAUGAUUUCGUGGAAUCUACCACUCAAAAUAACUGCAACAGCAGGAAUCCACUGAAGAAAAGUGAUGGGAGUUAUGAAGGAAGAACUUGCUCAACAUCAACAGAGACUCAUAGAGGAUUUGCUUCCUCGGGUUUGUUAGAAGAUUCCUCAAGAAACGUUUCUAGAAGAACUUCGUCAACUCCGAAGCCAACUCACAGAUUGAGCAUUGAUUCUGGAUAUUCCGCGAGCUGGAACUCGAACUCUACGAAAACAUCGCUAUCCAGACUGGAUAAAUUCCACGAAGCAUCUAGUACCAAGGUAUAUGUAGAUUCAGUAGGGCAAAAGAGCUGGUACUCUUUGAGCUCUACAAAAGAAUCUUCCUCCAGACUAGAUGGAUUUUCCGAGAUCAAAAAUACACACUCUAGAAUUCCUAUCAACUUUCUCACUGAUCCAGAAACUCUGAUCUCCGAAAGACCGCAAAGUCAGAGAAAUACAAAACUGCCAAAGAGGGCCUUCUCGAACAAGGGCAUCUCAAGACACCCUGGAGAAGAUGAAUAUGCACAAGACACUUUGUUCAAUGUAUUAAUGAUCGAAGAAAAAAUCACUCUUCCAGUUGGUUUCAUGCAAUAUUUUGGCCCUGAUCAGAAGUCGAGAGCUACUAUUGUCAACUGGAUGUUGGGAAUACAGGUACAAAUCCAGAUUACAGAUGCUGAAUUAUACUUAGCUGUGAACUUAUUGGACCAAGUACUAGCCAGAACUUCCGUUCCAACCAAUAUGUUACAACUGGUAGCUUUAGGUACAAUCUGGAUAACUAACAAGUAUAUUGGUCCAGAUACUCUAAGAGCUUCAGACUUGUUAUGGUAUGCUAACAACGCUUAUGUGGUCCGACAACUCUUGAGAAUGGAGCGAAACGUAUUGAGAAUUUUGAAUUUCCAACUACAUUACAUUGAGCCUGCGUCUUGCGUGGAUACGUUUUUGAGUAUCCUUGGAUUAGAAAAUCUUGAACUCGCCAGAUUCACAGCACACUACUUUCUAGACUGCAUGACACUUCUUCCAGACUUUUCUAGCAUUCCAGUAUCGAUUCUAGCAGCUGCUGUCAUCAAUGUAGCUAUCAAAAUGUACUACCCAACCUUGGAAAAUAUUGUCCGUCUCUAUUUAGGGAGAAACAUGUCGUCCAUACAUGACCAGAAACGAAGGGUUGCUGAAUCUAAAAUACAUGCUCAAACUACGCUGAUGAGAGACGAGAAUUAUAUGUUCAGAAAGGCCUAUCACAAGAACAAGGCCGUUGGCAAAAUCAAGUAGUGUUUUUUGUUAUUAUGAUUUGUGUUGUUUAUAUUUUUACCCUGAUUUUAUUCUGUAACUUUUGUUAUAUUCUCAUUUCUAGAUUUUUAUAAAUUUUGAUGCACUUGAAUAUUUUAAUUAAAUUUUAACU
Messenger RNA from Phaedon cochleariae (mustard beetle), 1844 nucleotides. The record is from the annotation of a GenBank genome assembly. Lineage: Eukaryota; Metazoa; Arthropoda; Insecta; Coleoptera; Chrysomelidae.